CGCCGACAAUUUGUGGACCAAAAGCUUUCGUGACCGCUUGACGUUUGUUCAAAUUGCGGGCUGCGUUCAUGCUUAGCAUUAGCAACAUUUGGCUUGCACGGGGUCAAGCGGAAAGCGGAACAGAGCUGCAAGCUUUGAGCUCCCAUUCCAUCCAUCGCUAUAUUUUAUUAUUAUUAUUAUUAUGAGGCGAAACGAAAUUUGUAUGAGCAACCCGUUCCCGAUGACUCGACGUUGAUGCUCUCCGGCAAUGUUCACGUCAAAACUCCUCCCUCGCGUGAGUCUACUUCACAGGGCAACUUUUUUCCAUGGAGAAAUUGUAAGCGGACGCGCGCGGCCAGCAGUCGCCGCGCGCCGCUCGUCGCUCGACAAAACACGGAGAUGCUACUCGACCGCGGCCGACAACAGAUGUCCGCCUCGCUGGGUCCAGCUGGAGCCGGAGCUCGACGAGGCGCUCGUGCCUCGGAAGCUGUCGGUCAGUCCUCUGGAGAGCUGGCUCUCGCUGCGCUACGCCCUCCCUCCGGAGUCGGCUCGGCCCGAGGAGAAGGUGCUGCCGCCCGCCAGCGUUUCCGUUCUCGAGGACGAGGGCGGCGCGGCGGCGACGACGCCCCUCCGGUGCAAGAACGUUCUGGAGAUCCGACGGCGCAAGAUGAACCACCACAAAUACAAGAAGCUGCUCAAACGAACUAAAUUCCUGAGGAGGAGAGUGCGGGAGAGCAGGGGCAGGAAGAAGCAGAAACGUUUUGAGGAGGAUCUGAAAAGGAUCUGGAGGCGGGCCGGCCUGAAAAAGCCUCCCGAGGGAUGGAGCGCCCCAAAGCUCUUCAUCAAGCAAUACGGGAACAAAAGAGACUGAGACAUUUGAGAGUGUCACAUAUUUUCACACUGGACGAUGCUCGAUGUUUAUCUCAAUUGUGUGAAAAGCGGAAGAAAAAAAAACAAAACCCAACCCGAGGACGUGUGCAGUCUCCUUUUAAUCGGCACCAUCUCCGUCAUCCUCCGUUGCGGCGUUCGAUCGAAAGUCCUCUCCAGGCGCACUUCCUCGUCGACACUGCAGGUGGCGGUGUCGAGCCGACUGAGAAGAGAAGCGCGCGCCCGCCGCAAUCAAGUCAAAACAUUCUUGCGAGGAAAAUAAAUUGAUGGAAAAAUGUU
Molecule: messenger RNA, 1146 nt
Organism: Syngnathoides biaculeatus (alligator pipefish)
Lineage: Eukaryota; Metazoa; Chordata; Actinopteri; Syngnathiformes; Syngnathidae
Gene: aurkaip1
Product: aurora kinase A interacting protein 1
Exons: 4
Coding region: 248-850 (200 amino acids)
Biological process (GO): mRNA processing
Cellular component (GO): mitochondrion
Source: RefSeq, a predicted model, not a curated record